Drosophila simulans is the source of this 1939-nucleotide messenger RNA. RefSeq lists its product as uncharacterized. The transcript has a single exon. The record is from RefSeq and is a predicted model, not a curated record. Lineage: Eukaryota; Metazoa; Arthropoda; Insecta; Diptera; Drosophilidae. Bases 569 to 994 code for a protein of 141 amino acids.
CAGAUUGGGUUUCUUUUAUACGGUUUGCUCAUGUUUGUGAUUUUUAUUAUUUUGAUUUCGCCUCGCCGUCUUCAAGCGGCGCUUAUAUGUGUGUGUGUGUGCUGCACAUCCUAUAAUAGGUCCUGUGUGCCUGUUUUUCCUCAAAAAGACGUGCUUGCUGUAGGCGUAGACAAGAAUAACACGUUUGGCAUUUUUUCCCAUUUGGAGGUGCUUGAAUGUUGGCAAUAUCCAAAUCUACCUGCCAAAAACUAAAGUGUAAUUCCCUUGGACUCUAACCACCUUUUAAAAUAUAGUAGUACUUUUGCAAAGCUGGUAAGCACUUAAAGGGAACAGAAGUUUCACUUAUUUAUUGGAUGUCCUUCUGGGAUCAGCUAUGAUAAGAGUUGUGAUCUAUUUUAAUAGUUAAAGAUAAGCUUAAUAAGCUGAAUAUGAUCUUUAGUUCUUUAUUAUAGAGAACAGAUAACAUGGGGUCUUCCAACCUAACCAAUUAUAGAUGAUAGAAGAAACCGGUAGAGUCGUUAAGUCAUGUUUUUGUCCUUAAUAUUCUGGAUGUCAGUAGAUUUGAAAUAUGUACAAAUUCAUCCCCGAAAACCAGCCCGGUUAUCCUAAUUGGAGUUUUUCAGCCCUCGUCAUGAUGCGGCGCCAUCUCGCGUGCGGUGGCCGCAACUCUCGGCCGCAAAAGGACACGGACACGGUUACGGACGCGGAUGCGGAUGCGGAUGUGGACACGGACACGGACGCGAGCGUGAGCGCGGCACCGCGACCAAUAGAUUUGGCCAAGCCCAAGCGAACUGAAGACAACGAGAGUUGCAGCCCGCCAAAGGCAACAAACCCAGGACCACAUGCAACAAUCGCAGCUACUGCGACGCCGACUGCGGCUGAGACGCCGGCCGAGACUGCGACUGCGGCAGAGGCGGCGACUGGUGGAAAAAGGAAAACAGACAGAGCGGAAGCGAGCUCCGGCGACUUAUGGCCAUGUUUGUUGUACGGGUAAGUAGCAGCAGGAGCUGUGGAAAGCAGCAGCGAAAUGGCGCGCGCGAAAAGGAAACUCAAGAAGUAGAGCUCGGAAAAGCAGCAGUAACAAACACGCACACAUACACACACUCGGACAUAAAAAAGCCAAGUAAAAGCUUAUUUUUUCUUGCACAUGAAGCAAAAAAACGCCAGCAAACUGAAAGAAAUACAUUGCAGGCGUCGAGCAAAAAACGAAAUAAUAACAAAAAGUUGUAAAAGAAAAGCGAAACCGUGUGAUGUCCUGGCACAAACACACAGCUACACUCGCACACACACAGAUACGAGCAGAGCAAUAUGCCGCGACGACACAUCGAAGAAAGGAUAAAAACAUUCAGCGCUGCCAGCUUCGCAGUCGGCGUUGCUGCCUCUGCCGGCGUCGCUGCUCGAUGAUGACUGCGGAUAUAUAUCCUUCUGCUGCCACUGCCACUGCUGAACUCAGCGCCCUCCUGGCCCCGUUAACAUUUCACGAGCGCCAAUUUCUUUCCUUCAUUUUGUUUAUAUUAUUUCCCUUUUUCUUACUAGUUUUUCCCCAGCUCAGCUGAAGCCCGUUGUUUGUUUGUUACCGCUUGCUGUGCAAUUUCUCUGAAUGAUUUUCUAUUUUCCGCUGCAAUUUUCCCCCUCAAGUUAAGUUUCGUCUGUGCGGCAGGAAAAACCAUUGAAUAAUAUUCCCCUUGUUUGAUCCAAGUAGAUCAAAGAGUAAAUUGAAAGAUACUUAUAGAUCGAAGUUGAAAAGUGGGGGAUCGAAUCUUAUUAAGAACUAUUUUAGUUCUAGGAACCUGGAUAGAAGCAAACUGAACUAUAUCUAAUAGAAUAAUAAAUAAAUCUUAAAAGUAUGUUAUAGAGCUUGCCAUGAAUUAUUAUCUAUAUAUAAUUGUUCUAAUACUUAUGUAUUAUUUAAUUAAAAUGAAAAAUGUUCUUGUAUCAU